CUAUUAACAUGGAAGGAGAAGCGCAUUAUAUUGUUUAUGGCAACGAAUUUCUCUGUACUCUUAAUCAAAUCUCAGAACCCGUAAAAGAAAUUAUAUUGAAAAUUCUAAACUUUAACUAUAAACGUUUGGAUAUUAGCAAGCUUUUGACGCAUUCAGAAGACGUUUGUGCCGAGAUUGAACAUGUUGGACAGACGCUUGUCACACUAGCGGGAAGAUUGCGAGAGAAAAUACUGGGAGAAAAAUAUUGUGGAGACCAAAGUAGCGUUCAGGGCAAAGCAAACUGCGCUCGGCAAAGCGUGGCCACGACAAAUGAUACAUCUGUGGGUUUGUGUAAUAAAACUAGCGAAUGUGACGAAUUGGAUCAAUUAAAAGUGACUUUGACAGUUGAACAAGAGAAAAAUAACAAGAUACAGUCAGCGGUUGAUGAACUGACCUUGUUACAGGAAGAACGUUUAACAAGACUAGAAGAACAAGUUAAAAAAGGUCAUAAAGUUACAAAAUAUCCAAACUCUCAGUCCCCAGGGAUGUGGAGGCCCAACCCCCAGAAACUGGAAUGGCAAUGGUGGGAACCCCCCCCCCCCCCCAAGUAAAACCACCGGCAUUGUAUGUCUAAAAAUGGGAAAAUGGUGUAAGUCCCAAUUUCUGACUCCAGUAGCUAACACCCUGCCCAAUUACAGUCAAAAUACAGGGACCUUUCUGCUUCUGUAGUCUGUUGUAAUUUUCUGUAAAUUGUUCUGUUUUUCUGUAUCAAUUAUCAGCAAAUGUGGCAACAAUUUUGAUAAUUUCUAGCGUAGGGUGCAUUUUUCGUUACAUUCACUACAUUGUAUUUGUCUAUAAAUCGGUAACAGUAAUAUAAAACAAAUUACAGAAAAUGUCAACAGAUUACAGAAGUGGAAGUUGGAAGGUUCUUGUAUUUUGACUGUAACCCAAAAUAGGACUGUACCAGCUGGGGGGGAUAGGGGUGUAAUACCUCCUCCUCCCAAAGAAAAGUCAUGAAGGCGGCCUAAUUUUUCUGGAGUAAUGAAAGUUCUUAAUUUCAGAAUGAAAGCAUUAGCCUUGCUAACAGAUACUGCAGAGGUCAAAUGUCCCCAUUGAUGUAGAGGCUCUAUAGCAGUGCUACAGUAUAUUCCGAUAGAUCCCUCCACAGGGCCCCAACCUUGAAGGAUGGCAUAUAUAAAAGUAAAAAAUUGAAUAGGGUCCUGUUCCAAAUCACCAUCUCAAAAACAAGCCUGGGCCCUGUCAGGCUGUGGGCCAAGGGCCCAAAGCAAGUUGACCCUCCGCCUUCCAGUCUCCACUCUUGGGGUCCUGAUGGAAGCACAUUUUUGUUGUUGAGGCAGCCAAUCUUUGAAUAGAGGUAGGCAUGAUGAUCUGGGGACCACCUAUUCACCCAAAACUAGUAGCCUGGGUAUGAAAAUAGAUCCUGCAAUCAAACUUCAACUGGUGUAUGACUCAGGCAGAUUUUGAUCCAAACGGUUCUGAAUUUGGCUCAAUAGCUAUUAAUAUAGUAGACUGUUUUUGAAGUUGAUAGCAACUUACCCCAGGUAAUCUAAUUAGAUAAUAGUUAGCUCCACUCCCUCUGCAUGGUUUCCAAGUUGACCUGUAACUCUAGCUCAUUAAACUAUGGAGGUAUAUCUGUCACUCCAUUGCUCCUUAACUCAGUAGCAUUGUUUUACUGAAAACUCCCCAUGCAAAUGAUGUUUGAGCAAUGAGCUCCAUCUAUAGCUGGGGCAAGAACUCGAGUCCAAAAAAUGAAGGCAAGAUGGCAGAAAUUUAAGAGUUAUUGGACAUCAGUUCCAGUCCCUUUCUAUUGUUUUUGCCUGUGUGGUUAACACGAAGCUGGCAAGGAGUGUGCCUAAAGUUUGUAUUUUGACAUUGAUUUAAACAAUAACACUAUGGUUUUAUGAACUGAUAGCUUGUUUAGUGAUACAGCCUGGGAGAAAUGGUAUUAAAACUGUUUACAACUUUCUUAGCUAUUGGACGUCAAUACCACCAUCUUGCCUUCACUUUUCUCAUAGGCCAAACAAUUGAAGUUCUUUCUCCCCCCCCCCCCCCCCCCCAUUGACACAUUAGUCGGAACGGCCCAGAACAGCACCAACGGUGAUAUUUUUUAAACAAUGCAGCUGAAAGUGCUAUAAACGAAAAGUUAAAGGCGAAGAAACUUGACAGGAAGAAAGAACAAGUGCAAAAGGUUUUUAAAAGUGGACCAGGUCACGUUUACAGCAGACGUUUACAGAAGGUAAUUUUUGUACAUUGACAAGGCCACAUUGUAAGCCACAGCAACUAGGCUGCGUACUUUGCCUGCACAAACUUACCUGCUCCUCUGAGAUACAAUGUCCACAGUUUUUGAAGCAAAAUUUUACUAGCGUGCUGAUAACGUGUGCCGCUGACGAAGAUAACCCAGUCUUGGCAUGUUUUGUCUGCGGCGCAGGUUAACUACACACGCAAAAAUCUCACCUUGUAGCAAGUCUGCUAACAAGCCGUCAACAAGUUGUGUUCGCACUGCUUGUCCCAAAUUGUCAACAAGUUUGGAAUAAGCUGUUAACAACUUGUAACAAGCUUGACGACAUUGUCAGACUUGUGGCAAGGUUGUUCUAACAAGUCUGAUACAGACAUGAUAUAACGGUGUUGUUUAAUACAACCUUGUGUCAUCAACCUUGUAACAUUCUUGUUAUAUCAUGACUGUAUCAGACUUGCUAGAACAACCUUGUAACAAGUCUGAUAAUGCCAUCAAGCUUAUCGCAAGUUGCUAACAGUUUGUUCCAAACUUGUUACAACAACUGGGAACAAGCAGUGUGAAAACAACUUGUCGACAGCUUGUGAACAGAUCUGUCACAACUUGUUCGCAGACCUGUAACAACUUGUGCGUUUUUACGUGUGUACACGCGUAAAAACGCACAGCUUGUAACAAGUUGUUACAAGUCUGUUCACAAGCUGUCAACAAGUUGUGUUCGCACUACUUGUUCCCAGUUUGUUGUAACAAGUUUGGAACAAGCUGUUAACAACUUGUAACAAGCUUGAUUGCAUUAUCAUCCUUGUUACAAGACUGUGCUAACAAGUUUGUUACAGCCAUGAUAUAACAAGGAUGUUACAUGUACAAGGCUGUCAACACAAGGUUGUAACAAUCUUGUUAUAUCCAGCAUGUAUCAGACUUGUUAGAACAACCUUGUAACAAGUCUGAUAAUUUCAACAAGGUUGUUACAAGUUGUUCCAAAUCUGUUGACAACUUGUGACAAGCAAUGCGAAUACAUCUUGUUGACGGCUUGUUGGCAGACUUGUUACAAGAUGUGAGAUUUUUACGUGUGUAGAGUGAAGUAGGGAAAUCAGAUCUUUUCAACACCAGCUGCAGAUUGAAAGAGAUACAGCUACCUGAAAAAUAUGAACAUAUCUCUCUCAGUCCACAGCUGUCUGUUACCAUCGCUUCCUACUCUGGAACCGCCUGUUCAAGACCUUUUCAACACCAUGAACAUCAUAGAGAUUAUAUAUAACACUAGAGGGGGCGUCGAGGGUGAAAUUUUGGAGCGCCGUAAUGGGGGGCAAAUUGAAAUCCCGGAUGAACACCACAAAAUUCUUGGGUUUCACUUGAAACCAGAAAAAUUUAAAACAAGACUCACAAAACUGGGUGUUUUAUAUGUUUUGCAUGUCAUUGCUACAAGCAUUCCCCCCCCCCCAAAUUUUGAAUUUAAACGAUUAAUUCCUCUUGAAAAGACAUCAGCAUUAUUUUGGAGCGCUCUCAAAAAUGUGUUAUGGACAAAAUUGAGGUAAAAAUGCUUGGUAAAAAUCAAAACGGGACUACCUAACUGCCAUAAACAAGAAUUUAGAGAUUUUGGCUCAAAGUCGCUCAUGCAUUUUAAUUUUUGCCCCAAUACAAGGCAAUAUAGCAGCGUUCCCUUUCUUUGACUGAGAAAAAUUAAGAUUAAUGACUCCUCAUUAGUUACGAAGGCUCGCAAGUUGCUACUAUCAAAAUUUGCCACUAUUGUCAGGAUUCUACAGUAGGCAGUUGACCAUGACAGUUAAAACACGUAUGCAAACACUAUACUAGCCCCAUAUACACUACAGGGAACUCUGAGAUUAAGUUUGAAACUAUAUCUUGUUAAUUCGCUCUAGUCCGUCAACACUUCGGACAGAUAUUUUUAGGCCUGGGAACCAGUAUUUUAUGAUAAUGUUUCUUCGUCGACUUGAGACCUUAAAAAGUUGGAAUAGAUGUAUAUGGUAGUAUGUCUAUCUAAUUAAAAUGAUGUCGGUAAUGAGAUCUGUUGAAAUAGUUGGUUGAUGCACAUCAGUAAAUGAAUUAUAUUUUGUGUGCGUGUGUGGUGUAAUGUACUCGGGUGAAUAUGAUGAAUUUUAAUUUAAUGAAAUUUAAUUUUUUUAUAUGGUGAAUUUAAUGUUCUUUUCUUUUUCCUAAUGAAGACAUGGUUCCGGCCAUGCUUUUCUCAUAAGUUUCAGCCGGUACCAGAACCCUAAAAAAAUAGGCCUCUACAAGGGCCUGCAUGGUUGUCUGUUUUCCUUCCUUGGUAAUUAUUUCCUUAGGGCCUGUUUCAAACGUUGAAUUUGGCAUGUGUCGAAUUCAAUACACGCUUCCGGAAAGUACGUCACCUUGGCUAUAGAGCCUCGUUUCCAUGACUGAGCAUCAGGCUUUGACUAAUGUCAGAUACACGAAAACGAGGCUCAAUAGCCAAAGUGACGUACUUUCCGGAAGGGUGUAUUCUGUUUGGACUUGCUUGCGAAAAGCAGACUGGAUGGAACAAGGAUGAUUUGGAGAGGCUAUGUAGGUUCAUGCAAAAUUCGACGUUUGAAUCAGAUUAAAUGAAGGAAAAAUGUUAUAUUUUAUAUCAUUGAAUUUAUAGAACGAACAAGAGCGCAGAAAGCCAUCAACUCCACGACCACCUAUUCUUACUUUACCACAAUGUCAGAGCAAGGUUACUGACCAGGUACCAAACAAUGGUUAUAUUAAAUGCAGAGAAAACAUUCUGCUGGUCAAUAAAAAUGUUGAGAGAAAACAUGAUGAAAUUUAAAUGUUUGUGUAUACUGUAUAGUCAAUGGUGAUAGUUGGUCAAUGUAAUUUUCCCAGCAAUUGGAAAAUACAUGCCCAGAUUUAUUUAAUUCUUACAACCAAAUCAUCUCAUCCCGUUCCGUUCCAUUGGGCAUUCUGUUCUCAAUGCCCAUUUCCACUCAACAAAAAUUUUCACGGACAAAAAAUUUUCAACUUCAAAAUUUUUUUCCGACGGAAAAUUUGUGUCGGCCAAUCACAUUUUACACAAUUUUUUUCUGCGGAAAAUUUUCCUGAGUGGAAAUUGGCCUUAGUAGGCAGGACAUUGACUCUGUGGAGUGUGGAUUUUAAUUUCAGGGUUAUGAACAUACACGAUUGCAUGUGAGCCCUGUGCCAACCAAGAGUUUAAGAGAAAAGAAAGAAGAAUUACAGUUACAAGAGGAAAUAAAAUGGUCUCGGGUAAGACUUCCUCAGUGUUCCUACGAUUGCAGGGUUCCCAACAGAAGCCGGCACCCGGCGAAUUCCGCCACUCAUGCAUAGCCUAGACAAUUGGCGGUCAGUGUCUCGCAAUAACCCAAAAUAUUUUUCCCUUACCACAGAAAUGCCAAGGAAAAUGUUUAUUACUUUUAGAACAUAAAUUUACACGAUAUUCUUCGUUAAAUGUUUAGAUAAUUUUAUGUAUUAAGUAUGACGACAUCCGAGCACCUUUCAUGAUCAUGAACUAACCUGAGCAGUGAUCUAUCGUAAUACUUCGGCAUUACUUCCUACAAUUACUUCAUACGGUAUAGUUACGUGACGAGUCGAAAUUUAGUUUUAUAUGUGUCCAGUACAGGUAUGUCCCAAAUCAACUCACCAAAAUGGAUGGAAAUGCCAUUUCCAAGAAUCAAAAUUUCAAAAUCUUUACAGGAAAACACUCAGACCCCCCCCCCCCCCCAUGCAGAAGGGUUGAACUUUCGGCACCACAUGGCCGCCUGCUUCUUUUAAACCUACUCCAAUGUGUUGGGAACCCUAGCAUACAUGUACUAGUCAGAAAUAAAAUACCAAAGUGCGUUCGAUAGCGUUCAACUUCGGAUGCGUAGGAACGCAACAUAGAGCACGUUCACAAAAGAAAACGCUUAGAAACGACGCGUUUAACCAAGUAUACAUUUUCUGUUUACUAGAUAACACCAAUACCUGUUCAUGGUACAAGAGCAAGAAAUCAUCAUAACUUGCCUUUCCCUCAGAAGAAAGCUUAAGUUUUCAAGAUAAUGCAUGAUGCAACAAAUAUACAUGAUCAAAUCUCGUGAUAUCCUAUACCGUUGGUUACAUUUGGGUUGGUCUCGGUGGUUUUGGUGAAAUACCUGUCGUCUGCGUAUAGACAGCCCCUCGCACAUGAUUGAAGGAUGAGGUUGAAACCUUUCAAAUCCUCUUGGCAAUUCAUGUGCACAUACGCAAUGUUUUUUUCUGCACACACAAUUCAGUACCGACGGUAGUUGUAUAUCUCAUUGUGGUUGCCAAAUAAAGAAUUUCAUUGGGUGCAGUUUACCUGUAACUGAACUAUACAUGACGAAUAUGGAACAGUUAUGAGAACAAAUGCGCUACACAACACGCGUAUUCAAUAUGCAGGGCAUUAGCGACCACUCAUGUGAUAAAUUAGUUUUAGCGGUUUGGAGGAAGGUAAAGAAGGGGUUAGGGGUGUUUACAUGAGCCUUACAUGAAGCCCGGCAAGUAUGGUAAUAUCUAAAAGGGAUGGACAAGAGGUGGUUCCAAAAUUGCAAUAAGAGUUUGCGUUAGUAUUAGGGUUAGUGUGGGGGUUAGGAGUGUGGGGUGAGGGUAAGGUUUAGUAUUGUUGAUCUUAAAAACUGGCGGCCAUCUUGAAAACCUGCCUCUAGUACAUUGCCUCUAGUACAUUCCCUUUAGCCAGAAAGAAAGUCUCAAAAGUUAAGUUUGACACGUGGGUUUCUUACUCAGCCCCAUGGGAAAUUUCCAGCCAUGCUAGGUGAGAUCUCGGGUUGUCAAUCAACGAGUCUCUCAAUAAGCGAGUCUCUCAUUAUCUCAUAUAAACGAAAACAACCUGCAAAGGGAAUUCAGUUGACACCGGGCCAGUGCUUCGUGUACGGCUCGUAUAAACACCUCCUAAGCUAUAUUAAAGGUUAUAAUAUAAACUGAGUUUAAUUUUAUUGUUCAUGUGAAGAUGACCAAAAUAUUGACACCC
Paramuricea clavata is the source of this 7181-nucleotide messenger RNA. NCBI's taxonomy places the organism in Eukaryota, Metazoa, Cnidaria, Anthozoa, Malacalcyonacea, Plexauridae. The record is from the annotation of a GenBank genome assembly.